Molecule: messenger RNA, 669 nt
Organism: Postia placenta MAD-698-R-SB12
Lineage: Eukaryota; Fungi; Basidiomycota; Agaricomycetes; Polyporales; Adustoporiaceae
Exons: 5
Coding region: 55-504 (149 amino acids)
Cellular component (GO): nucleus
Molecular function (GO): DNA binding
Source: RefSeq, a predicted model, not a curated record
AUCUUCCACGUCCUCACACCCAACUUCAACACACACUCCUAGACCAUAGACACCAUGAGCAACCUCGACUGGGACAGCAAGACCGUUAUCGGUUUCAAGGCCAAGGCUCCCAAAGUUACCAGGAAUGCUUCAGAUCUGAAUGGUGCUCGACGAGUUGGUGCCGUCGUGGCGACAGACAAGAAGGUGACCGCAGGGCUGAACAAGGCCCAUCAGGGCACCGACCAUCAGCGGAUAGCCAAGCUUGACCGCGAAAACGAGGUCGCGCCACCACCAAAGAUCGCGCCCACCGUUGGAAAGGCCAUCCAGACCGCACGCAUGGAGAAGCAGCUCUCGCAGAAAGACCUCGCGCAGAAGGUAAACGAGAAGCCGUCCGUCAUCCAGGACUACGAGUCCAGCAAGGCCAUCCCGAACCCGCAGAUCCUCAGCAAGCUUGAACGCACUCUCGGGGUGAAACUCCGUGGUGCGGACAUUGGCAAGAAGCUGGGGGGGCCGAAGGGACCGUAGGUCGACCCCUCCACGACACGUCACUACGGCAUAACGGACUUCGUUUUCUGCGCUCUGCAUCUUGCAUCUGUAUAAUCGAUGGCGUCUCCUGCCAGUUGUCACAGUAGAGCUCUCCUUACCCGUCAGUGUUAUCGCAUGACAACAUUGCCAAUGUUUUGAAUAUGU